Camelina sativa (false flax) is the source of this 3053-nucleotide messenger RNA. RefSeq names its product mechanosensitive ion channel protein 6. Gene Ontology annotation, biological process: transmembrane transport; monoatomic anion transport. Lineage: Eukaryota; Viridiplantae; Streptophyta; Magnoliopsida; Brassicales; Brassicaceae. Gene Ontology annotation, cellular component: plasma membrane. Gene Ontology annotation, molecular function: mechanosensitive monoatomic ion channel activity. The record is from RefSeq and is a predicted model, not a curated record.
GUUGUGUUUCAGCGAUUGGCUUACACGCGUCAUACUUUAAUUAGAUAAUUUUAUUUCCUUACUAUCUCUCCUUCUCCUCUCACAUACAUUAGUCAUAGAGAGUCAUCACCAGCUCCUCUGAUCAAAAUAAAAGAAAAAGCGUUUUCUCUUCUCUAUAGCUUUUCUCACAGUUACCCAAAAGUGUUAUAAUCCUUUUUUUUCUUUCUUUCUUUCUAAAAUCGGGCGGUGUGCACGCGAAACCUAAAUUUCGCUGGAUUUUAUUCGUUUUUGGAAACGGUGAGCUAUAAUGGCCGUAGAUUCGGCUGACCGGCGUGAAGUAAUCGUCAAACUCGACGGUGACAAAGGAAGCACCGGAGAGACUGUUGGAAGGAUUUGGCGAGACGGUAGUUACGAUUUCUGAACUGAUGGAGAAGGUAACCUCAACAAAGGCCAUAAUGCUGCCGCCGCGGGUGGUUCCGAUAGAUCCGCCUCCACGACGGAGGAGCUACAUGACGAAGGGUUUGAGUUUCGCCGCGGCGAAGAUCCUCCGACGAAGCUAAUUGGUCAGUUUCUCCAUAAACAGCAAGCCUCUGGUGAGAUUUGUCUUGAUAUGGACCUUAGUAUGGACGAGCUUCAGUCCAGAGGUUUGACUCCGGUAUCGGAAUCUCCGACGUCGGCGAAAGUGCCUCCUCCUACUACUACUAAACCUGACGCCGAGGCAAGACGAGACAGCCGUAGCAAUAAUAACAACGAUGGUGGAGGAGAAGUUGUCAAGUGUAGUGGAACCGCUCCGAUGCCGAGAAGCUCUAGCAAUUUGCUUAAGAUGCGGACUAGGUCACGGCUUUCGGAUCCACCGACGCCUCAGCUGCCUCCUCAACCGGCGGAUAUGAAAUCGGGUCGGAUUCCGAAAUCCGGGCAGAUGAAAUCAGGUUUUUUCGGUAAAAGCCCUAAAACUCAGGGGGAGGAAGAAGAGGAUGAUCCGUUUGCAGAGGAGGAUCUGCCGGAAGAGUACAGGAAAGAUAAGCUUAGUCUAUGGAUUGUAUUGGAAUGGUUGAGUUUGGUUUUGAUCAUUGCUGGGUUUGUUUGCACUCUUUCAAUACCUUUCUUGCAUGAGAAGAAACUCGCGGAUCUUGAUCUGUGGAAAUGGGAAUGUAUGGUUUUAGUGUUGAUCUGUGGUAGGUUAGUCUCUAGUUGGGUCGUUAAGAUUGCCGUCUUCUUCAUUGAAAGGAACUUUCUUCUCAGGAAAAGGGUUUUGUAUUUCGUCUACGGUGUCCGGAAAGCUGUGCAGAAUUGCUUAUGGUUAGGACUUGUUUUACUCGCUUGGCAUUUCUUGUUUGAUGAGAAAGUGGCUAAAGCAACAAAGACCAUGUCCCUGCGUGUUGUGACUAAGAUCUUUGUGUGUUUGUUGGUUGGGUUUUUGUUGUGGCUCGUGAAGACACUCUUGGUCAAAGUUCUUGCUUCCUCGUUCCAUAUGAGCACUUACUUUGACAGGAUUCAAGAGUCUUUGUUUACUCAGUACGUGAUUGAGACGCUCUCUGGUCCUCCUUUGAUUGAGAUCCAAAAAAACGAGGAAGAAGAAGAGAGAAUCAGUGUAGAGGUUAAGAAGUUUCAGAACCCUGGAGGUGUUGAGAUUCAGUCAGGGGCUCAGAAAAGUCCGAUGAAGACCGGGAAGAGCCCGUUGAUCUCUCGUAUUCUAUCUAAUGGAGGAGGAGCAGGAGGAGGAGGAGGAGGAGGAGACAACAAAGGGAUUACGAUCGAUAGCCUUCAUAAGCUGAAUCCCAAGAAUGUUUCAGCGUGGAAAAUGAAGAGGCUGAUGAAUAUAAUCCGGAAUGGAUCACUUACCACCUUGGAUGAACAGCUUCAAGAUCCAAACUUGGAUGAUGAGAAAGGGAACCAAAUCAGAAGUGAGUUUGAGGCAAAGCUUGCCGCAAGAAAGAUCUUUCAUAAUGUUGCUAAGCCAGGAUCAAAGUUCAUCUACGUGAACGACAUUAUGCGGUUUCUGCCAGAUAACGAAGCUUUGAAGACUUUAAGUCUCUUUGAAGGAGCAACUGAGACGAACAGGAUCAGCAAAUCAUCUCUUAAAAACUGGGUGGUGAAUGCUUUUAGAGAGAGAAGAGCUCUUGCAUUGACCUUGAACGACACGAAAACAGCAGUAAACAGGCUUCACAAGAUGGUGAAUAUCGUGGUUGGGAUCAUCAUAAUAGUUAUUUGGCUUAUCAUACUUGGAAUCACUUCCACCAAAUUCCUCGUAGUCAUGAGCUCGCAAGUCGUGGUUGUUGCAUUCAUAUUUGGGAACAUGUGCAAGAUAGUGUUCGAAUCCAUCAUCUACUUGUUUGUUAUACACCCGUUUGAUGUAGGCGAUCGAUGUGAAAUCGAUGGAGUCCAGAUGGUUGUGGAAGAGAUGAACAUAUUGACAACAGUUUUUUUGAGGUUUGAUAACCAGAAAGUCGUGUACCCGAACAGUCUUCUGUGGACUAAAUCCAUUGGAAACUAUUACCGUAGUCCUGAUAUGGGAGAUGGAAUCGAAUUCUCCAUCCACAUUACUACUCCAGCUGAGAAAAUCAUCCUCAUCAAACAUAGAAUCACAAGUUACAUUGAUGGGAAGAAGGAUCACUGGUAUCCGGCGCCGAUGAUAGUAUUCAAAGACAUGGAGUCAUUGAACAGUGUGAGGAUUGCAGUUUGGCCAACACAUCGAAUGAAUCAUCAAGACAUGGGAGAGAGAUGGGUUCGAAGAUCUCAGCUUGUUGAAGAGAUUGCCAAGAUUUGCAGAGAGCUUGACAUUGAGUAUCGAUUGUAUCCUCUUGACAUCAAUGUCAAAAACAUGCCCACUUCCACUGUUUUGCCAGUUUCAGACAGACUUCCACCUACAUGGACUGCUCCUGCUUCUAGCAGCAACUGAAACUAUAGAUGAAACGUUUUACAUGGUCUGGAUCAAGAGGAUGUGUUUUUUUCUCAUGUGUCUUUUUGAACUCUACGAAUUUAGAACUUAGGAAAAUGAUACUUGAUGAGAUUACUCGACAUCCGUGUAAUGUAUAAAUUUUGGUUCCUUUAAUCUGCAUAGUUGUCUGGAUCAA